UCAAAGGUCAGAGUUUGUUUUCAACAUGGCCACGUGCGAGCUGAAGGGAGAGCUGAAAUACAGAGAUGGACAAACAAAUCAAUUCACAGUGAAAGUGGAUGACAAUUUAAAAUCAAUGAUAUCCGGUAUCAAGAAAUUAAGUGCUGAUAUCUCGGACGUUUUGACGGUUCUUGUUGAACAAGAAAAGGGCUCGACGGGAAAUAUCAAAGACGCGGAUGAUGAUGAUGAAGAUGACAGUGAUGAAGAGGACAAUAACACGAAAAAGGCCAGCAAGACAAACACAGAACCUCCAAAAAAGCGAAAAAAGAAUUGAGAACCAUGAUCCUAUAAAUUGUCAGACUGCUGUGAUGCCUUUUAUUACAUAAAGAGAUGGUUACACCCAUUCCCCUCCUCAUUUCAAAAUGUCAUGACUGCCACGAACAGGUCAAGAAUGUUGGGAAUUUUGUCCGAUUUUUUUGGGUUCCUCCUUGUUUUGUUUAUUUAUUUGUUAUUUUUGAUAAAUUUGUGUGCAUCCUCAAACUACCGGAUACUGUUGUACUGGGGAGAUUGUUUAUCAAUUACAAUAAUCGCAACAUUUUGGCUGACAUAAAGUUACAUAUUUACAGCAGUUAUCACUCCGUUAAGUCAUUUUACACCUACAAUAAAGUUGUAAAGCAAUCUGACCCAUAAAAUGUGUGUUAUUUCUGAUUUUUAAGUAACUUGUCGCUUUUAUGAAUAUGCAUUGCACAUUACAUUUCUUUAUUGAAUUGUAUCAGAAUCCAAACUUGGUUCAUAUGACAGUGCAUUACGAUUGCAAUGGAAAGUAAAUAAAUGCCUAUUGUA
Molecule: messenger RNA, 822 nt
Organism: Triplophysa dalaica
Lineage: Eukaryota; Metazoa; Chordata; Actinopteri; Cypriniformes; Nemacheilidae
Exons: 2
Coding region: 26-313 (95 amino acids)
Cellular component (GO): EKC/KEOPS complex
Source: RefSeq, a predicted model, not a curated record